This is a messenger RNA of Lolium perenne, 1678 nucleotides long. The record is from RefSeq and is a predicted model, not a curated record. NCBI's taxonomy places the organism in Eukaryota, Viridiplantae, Streptophyta, Magnoliopsida, Poales, Poaceae.
CACAGCACUCCGGAAUCCAAGAUGGCCGCCGAGGAUCUUGAGUGGGAGAGAUCCAAAAUCUCCAACCAAGACACCAACAUGCUGAAGAGGCUUGGCCUCAUGAAGAAGGAGGACGCCAUCCGCUUCCCUAGCGAAGAAAGCUACCCCAAGCCUCCAAUGGAGUAUCGGGUUAGUUUUGUUGAUCAUCUCAUCCGCGGCCUCUCGACCCCAAUCCACGAUUUCCUCCGCGGUCUUCUUUUUGUUUAUGGGAUUCAAUUGCACCAAUUGACUCCCAAUUCCAUCCUUCACAUUUCUAUUUUCAUCACACUUUGCGAAUGCUUCCUCGGAAUCCCUCCCAAUUGGGCUCUGUGGAAACGCAUCUUCUGCCUCCGCCGCAAUGGCUCCCACAACGUCACUUAUAACAUAGGUGGCGUUGUUAUCUGUGUUCGCACUGAUGUCGACUAUUUCGACGUCAAAUUUCCUGAUUCUGUCCAAGGAUGGCGCAAAAAGUGGCUCUACAUUCACGAAGAAAGCGCCAACUCCGUUGAGCACAACAUAGUUCCUUUCGACGGAAGUGCCAAAAUUCAGCGCCGCCGCUCCUGGGAUGCCGAAGCUUCCGAGGAAGAGAAAAAGGCGACAGAGGCGCUCAUGUCUCGUAUUCGCCAGCUUCAAAACACUCGAGGCAAAGAGCUUUCUGGUGUUCAAAUCACUGCCUAUUUCCUUAGGAUUAGAGUGCAGCCUCUUCAGGCUCGCAAAAAUCCCCUUUGGACAUAUUCUGGUAAAAAUGACGCCAACAGAAUCUCCGGUGAUCUUUCCACCAAGGACUUGGAGAAGUUGAUUCGAAGACUUUCUCGCCUGGGUAAAGACCCAAUUCCUUCCUCUUGUCGCGUGGAACCGUACAGCGCCGCCAAUCCACUCCCCGAGAACCAUCCUACCAUGACUUCCCUUCCUCCUCUUCCGGAGGGUGGAGAAGUCGAAGAACAGGCCAUCGUUGCCGAAGAUACUCAAGGUUCUUCUAUUCGUGAAAGUGAAGUCGCGGGUUCUCACAAAUCUGCGGCUUCUCAUGAAAAAGAAGUUGAGUCUGAAGCCAGUGAAUCGACGCAAUCCCUUCCUCCUGCUGUUUCUCCCAAGAACAAAAGGAAAAGGACUAAUGUUGAAGAUUCUGGCACCUCUAAGGCUGAAGAAGUUGUUCCUUCUCAUCCGAAGGCAACUUACGAUCUUUAUGCUGAAUCCCUCAUCAGCUCGUAAGUCGUCUUUAUUUCUCUCUAUUUUUGUACUCGAAAUAUUUAGCUUGUCUUGCUUUUUAUGCUGCCGAUUUUUUGAUUAUUAGCGAUGACGAGGAAGAAGUUCCAACUACUGACGUGGCUCCUCGGACAAGCACGUCACGUACUGUACUUGCCUCAGACACGCUAGUUGAAGGAGAAGAAACCUCGCCUCCUCAACAAAACGUCGUCACCACUACUCCGCCAUCAAGCCCCCUUGCUCCUUCACCAAAAAGGGCAAGGGUUGAAAAGAUUAUUGAACCUGCCCCUCAGUUGGGCAGUUCGUCGACUCUGCUCCUAGAUGAUGUAAGCUUGUCGACAUCUAUAUUUUCCUUAUUUUGUUUUUUCACACCUUUUCUCUUUUUCAUGCCGAUGUUUUUCUUUCUGUGUUCACGUUGAACAGCCUAUGAUCAAGGAUCUUCUCCGCAUCGGUUCCC